Molecule: messenger RNA, 1110 nt
Organism: Glycine soja
Lineage: Eukaryota; Viridiplantae; Streptophyta; Magnoliopsida; Fabales; Fabaceae
Product: protein DOWNSTREAM OF FLC-like
Exons: 2
Coding region: 385-873 (162 amino acids)
Source: RefSeq, a predicted model, not a curated record
GUCACAUGCGAUCACCGACAGCGCCAGCUGCAAACAUUAUUGUACAAUGCUCUUACACCGCCUCAGUUCUUUUCCUCUAUGUUCCCUUCUCUUUACACCCUUCCACGUAACCCCAUCAGACCAUCAUAACCACGUGGCAGGUUUUAGUUGCCAGACCACCUUCCUCUACGGUGCGCUCCAACGCACUUGAACAUUUAUCACGCGCUUUGCUUUUGUUUUCUUUAUGCAUUUUCUCUAGCUUCCCCACACACUCAAACCAUCCCUUUUAUUGAAAUCCUCAAGCUUCAAUUUGCUUUGUGCUCACUCAUCUAUCUAUUAUAACCAAACACUCUUCUUCAUAUUCUUCUUCUUCUUCUUGUUCUUGUUCUAUCUGUGACGAGCAUCAUGGCCUCGAGAGCAGUGCUAUUGUUGGCUAUGUGUGUGCUUCCGGCCAUGGUUGUGGCCAUUCGCCCAGCAAAGAACCCUUUUUGCGUGAAGGGUCGCGUCUACUGUGACCCUUGCCGUGCUGGUUUUGAGACCUCAGCAACCACCUACAUUGCCGGUGCUGAGAUUAUGUUGCAAUGCAAGAGCAGGGUUAGCAACGAGGUUGUGUACACCAAGAAGGGGUACACUGACUCAACUGGAGCAUACACAAUGUACGUGGACGAGGAUCACGCAGAUCAAAUAUGCAGUGCCAAGCUUGUAAGCAGCCCUCACCCUCAAUGCAAGGAAGUCACCCCGGGCCGCGACGAAGCCGUCGUUAUUCUCACCCGCUACAACGGCAUUGCAUCCGAUGAUAGGUUCGCCAAUGCCAUGGGCUUCAUGUCUCAGGAGGUUGCUUCUGGCUGUGCUGAGGUCCUCAGGCAAUACGAGGAGUUCGACAAUGAGAAUUAAUUACGUAAUUAAUUUCAGUAAUACUGUUAUUAUUAAUCUACUUUCGAUUUGGGUUUUCUAAUGUCUAUUUAAUUCAAUCUUGAUGUGGAGUCUUAUCUCGACAUUUUCAUAUUAUCAUGUUAUAUAUGUUGAUGGACCGACCCUGCUUAAUUAUAUUAUUACAUCAAGAUCUAUCCUGGACUUUGAGGAUGAUGUAGUCUAUUUUGUGUCGUUAUAAUAAACUAUUCUUUUAUAUCU